AUGAUCGACUUAAAGAUCUUACUUAAUGGAGCUUCCACAGGUCUCCUCAUAACAUGUCCAGCCCAUCAAAGCCUGUUUACUUUAAAACGUUUAAUGAUAUCAGCUUUAGGACUCAUGCAAAAGAAUAAUUGUAAUAGAAGCUUUAUAAUUGAAGCAUCUUUAUAUAUUUUUCCAAAUGUACACCAAGAAGAUGCGAGUCUUGAAAAGUUUUAUAAAUUCAACUUGACAAGCGUUAUAAGUUCUCAAAUUUAUGUUACUAUUACUCCAACUGUUGAAUGUGCUAGCUGUCCAAUUCUUCUACUAGAAUUAAUACAGAAAAAAAUACUAAAUGGUUUGAGUUUUCCACAUAAAUUGAAAAAUCUUCAGAUAAAUAAAAUAACAAAAAUGUUAAAAGCUUUGAAAAUUGGAUAUUGUCGAGUUCCGCCAAAACCAAUUCAUAAAAUUAGCAAUUUUUUAGAUUUAUUUGAAAGCGCUUCAACAGCCAAAUUUAUUAGGAACAAACAUGAAAUCACUGUUGAAAAUUAUUUUAACAAAAAAUAUAAUAUAAAACUUAUGUUUCCUGGCUAUCCACUUGUUGCAACAGAAAUCUUUGUAAAAGAUUUAAAUAGCAAUUCAGUAAUCAGGAAUUUUUUACAACAACUUGUUGCUCACGAAUACAAAUUUGCAUUAGUGAUUGUUGAUAAUAAAAUAUAUAACAAUGUCAAAAACGUUGCUGAAACAUAUGUUGACUUUACAACGCAAUGUAUUAAGAUUAAAACUUUGCUAAAUGCAGUAGCAAAUGGCGCCUCAGACAAAAUUUAUGAAGGGAUUUGCUCCAAACUGAACACAAAGCUAGGGGGUAAAAAUUACGAAGUAAAAAAUUUGCAGAACAAGAAUGAAAUAUUUUUUGGUGUCGACGUUACUCAUCCUGACAAAAAUCUUUCUUAUUCGAUUGCUGCUAUCGUUUCAUCUAUUGAUGCUGCAGGUGGAAGAUACAAGGCAGACUACUGCCAUCAAGAGCCAAAUAAAGAAAUAAUUGAUAAUUUAUAUGAUGCAUUUAUAAAUCAUUUAAAUGCUUUUAACGAGGAGAACCAUCAACUACUAGAGAGGAUUUUUUACUGCCGUGAUGGUAUUUCAAAUAGCCAGUACAAUGAUGUAAAGAAUAUCGAAAUUGAAGCGACAAAAAAGAUUUAUAAGAAUUUACAAUCUCCAGAAAUAAUCGUUUUUGUUGCACUCAAGCGUCAUCGUUCGAGAUUCUUCGUGGAUACUGAAAGUAAAAACAUUCCUGGAUCAGUUAUCGACACUGACAUAGUCGAAAAGCAAUUUCUUCUUCUUUCCCAUUUAAGCAUACAGAACGUUGCGAGACCAACAAAAUAUGAAAUCUUAGUUAACGAUUCAAAGUUGAAUAAUGCUGAAAUAAAGCAAAAAAUAUUUGACUUGUGUCAUGGAAGCGCAAGGAUCAACAAAUCAUCUUCUUAUCCUUUACCAAUUUUCUAUGCCCACUUGUCUGCAAGUCGAGCUAAAACUUAUUCCCUUGGUGAAGAUGAUCAAAUGGGAAAAUUACCACAAAUUGAUGGCAAAUGGAGGCCUACAAAAUACAUUUAAAAUUUAUAUUUCAUUUAUUACAUAUACAAUUAUUCAGAGAUCGAAGCCGAUUUUUUCGGCUUAACUCAAUUUUUGAUUUUUUUGAUAGAAAA
Molecule: messenger RNA, 1676 nt
Organism: Chironomus riparius
Lineage: Eukaryota; Metazoa; Arthropoda; Insecta; Diptera; Chironomidae
Source: the annotation of a GenBank genome assembly